AUGGCUUCAUUAAUCGUCGCAGCUGGAAUUUUGGUGCAUAAUAAAGUCCACGACAAGAAACAGGCCAAGCGAGAGAAGAAACGCCUGGCAUAUGAGGCCCGCUACCGCGAACUGGAAGAGGAGUACGCCAGUCACCAAGAAAAAUUGCCCCGGCAACGUUCAGUCCGAGAGCACCAAUGUGAGCCAAGACACGGAGAGACACUGGGGCCGGAGGAAUAG
Messenger RNA from Rhinocladiella mackenziei CBS 650.93, 219 nucleotides. RefSeq lists its product as uncharacterized. The transcript has a single exon. The coding region runs from base 1 to 219 and encodes 72 amino acids. Lineage: Eukaryota; Fungi; Ascomycota; Eurotiomycetes; Chaetothyriales; Herpotrichiellaceae. The record is from RefSeq and is a predicted model, not a curated record.